AUGACGAAGUCUUUGUUGAUCAUUCUCGCUUUUGUCGCCACUUCGACUCUGGCGUUCACCACUCCAUCGUCUAUCCGCCAGGCGACGGCUCUCCAUGGCUAUGUCCCCGAUGGCAUUUCCCCGGAACAAUGGAAGAAGAUGCAAGCCAAGGAAAAGGCGGAAAAGGCCAAGAAGAAAUUUGGAGCCUACGGACCGCAAUCCUUCAAGUCGCGUUCCCUGCAAUCCUUCCAAAAGGAAAUGGAAAAAGGCAAGGCCGAUCAUCUCUUGCCCGUCUUUAAUGCCAAGGAAAAAAUCAAGGCCGGCAAAAUCCGGCAGGAAGAUAUCCCCUACAUGCAGCGAGGCGGAUCUUGGGACAAUUCCGAUGUCAGGACGGCCAAGAAGAUUCAGUGGAACGAUGACGACAAGAAGUAUAAUCCAACCCGUGGAGGUGGAUUGGAUUGGUCCGGAAACGGAGCUCGUCGUGGACCCACCAUUGUGGAUACCAACAAGAAAAACACCAAACAACCACCCAAGCCCAAGGUUCAGAAACUAUUUGGUCUUUUCUAA
Molecule: messenger RNA, 546 nt
Organism: Seminavis robusta
Lineage: Eukaryota; Bacillariophyta; Bacillariophyceae; Naviculales; Naviculaceae
Source: the annotation of a GenBank genome assembly